Paramecium tetraurelia is the source of this 624-nucleotide messenger RNA. RefSeq lists its product as uncharacterized. The record is from RefSeq and is a predicted model, not a curated record. NCBI's taxonomy places the organism in Eukaryota, Ciliophora, Oligohymenophorea, Peniculida, Parameciidae. The transcript has a single exon.
AUGAAGACAUUAAAGAGUACAAUUUCAAACAUUUCUCAAAAUUAUAGAGCCUCCUGUAAAUCAGAAUAAUCAAUAACUCCAUUAAGAGUACCUUUCAAGUAGUUAAUUUAUCUUCAUUUUAGUGGGGGAUCUUAAUAAAAUUGUUUAUCGAAAAAAUCGCACACAAGCAACAAUAAUAUCUUAGAAUUUGUAUUAAUAGAGUAUAAACAGCUUUGUGCUUGGGUAAUUAGAGAAAUAAAUUUGAAAAUAGAUCAUAAUUAGAUGAUCAGCAACAUAAAUAAAUAAUUGUUUUAAUUCGAAAGGUUUUUAGCAAAAAAUUUGGAUGGUUAUGGUUAAGAAAUUUAAGCUUUAAAAUUGGUUCAUCAAGAGCAUUAAGUUGCUAUAUAAAAAUUAAGUUCUACGAAUUAAGAUUUGAAAAAGAAGCUGAAAUAAAUCUCAAAUAAUAUUAAUGAAGACUUUUCAACUAAUACUCCUUUGUAGAAAAGACACAAUUAUUCAAUUGAAUUGAUAACGAAAUAACCAUUAAGAAAUAUUAGUUAUUCUUUACAAGAACCAAAUUGUGAUAAGGAGAAUAGAGAAAUAUUUCCAAAAAAGAAGUCUCUGAAACCUAAGUUUAAAAUUUGA